Molecule: messenger RNA, 4440 nt
Organism: Argentina anserina (silverweed cinquefoil)
Lineage: Eukaryota; Viridiplantae; Streptophyta; Magnoliopsida; Rosales; Rosaceae
Biological process (GO): regulation of DNA-templated transcription
Molecular function (GO): zinc ion binding
Source: RefSeq, a predicted model, not a curated record
AAGAAAAGCGACCAACAAAGCAUAAUAGAACGAUGGCAAACUGAUGUGAGACUAGUCUCUACCCAAGUAGAAGAGGAACUUCUGAAUAAAGGAAACCCAAGUCAAGUGUUCGAUGUGAUCCCAUAACUGAGAUUCUCAUGUUCAAAAUUGAACCGACCACCUCGGCGGCCGGCCAAACCCUCUCUCUUCCCGGAUCUUUAAUUUCGUAGCAAUCCUGUCGGUCUAUGAAAUUGUUCUUCUGUUAAACCAUUAAAGUUGGAAAUUGAGGAGUUUUGCGUCUCUUUCAAAUGGAAUUAGGCUCUCUUAAUAGUGAUCAGGUACAGGAUGCUGAAGCUUGUGUUGGAGAAGGAAAAAAAGAGUUUGUUGCACCUGCUAUACGAAUGGAGUUCGAUUCAUAUGAGGAUGCUUAUAAUUAUUACAAUUGCUAUGCUAAGGAACUGGGGUUUCGUGUUAGAGUGAAGAAUUCGUGGUUUAAGAGGAACAGUAAAGAGAAGUAUGGUGCUGUUCUUUGUUGCAGCAGUCAAGGUUUCAAAAGGAUUAAAGAUGUGAACCGUAUAAGAAAGGAGACAAGAACUGGUUGUCCUGCAAUGCUAAGGAUGAGGUUAGUAGACUCCAAAAGGUGGAGGAUACUUGAAGUUUCACUUGAACAUAACCUUAUAGGUACAAAGAUCUACAAAUCGAUGAAAAAAAUGGGAAGUGGAACAAAGAGGAAGUCACAGUCAAGUUCAGAUGUAGAAAAGCGAACAAUCAAACUGUAUCGAGCACUUGUUAUAGAUUCAGGGGGUGGUGGACUAUCCAAUUCACAUGCAACAGAAGCCAGGAAUGAUAUUCCCAAUCAGUUGAACCUGAAAAAAGGUGACACACAAGCAAUCUAUAAUUACCUUUGUCGUAUGCAGUUAACAAAUCCAAACUUCUUUUACUUGGUGGACAUCAAUGAUGAUGGGCGUUUGAGAAAUGUGUUUUGGAUUGAUGCUAGGUCAAGGGCGGCGUGCAGUUAUUUUGGUGAUGUGAUAUAUUUUGACAACACAUACUUGGCAAAUAAAUUUGAGAUCCCACUUGUGGCGUUAGUGGGGAUAAAUCACCAUGGUCAAGCGAUGCUUCUUGGCUGUGCUUUGCUUGCAGGGGAGACGACAGAAUCCUAUAUUUGGUUGUUCAAAGCUUGGCUUACAUGUGUGUCACGACGUUCUCCGCAAACAGUUAUUACUGACAGGUGCACUGUUGUGCAGAGUGCAAUAUCUGAGGUGUUUCCUAGCUGUCAUCAUCACUUUGGUUUGUCUCUGAUCAUUAAAAAGGUUCCAGAGAAGUUGGGAGGAUCACGCAAUUAUGAUGCAAUUAGGAAGGCACUGUUUAAAGCAGUUUAUGAAACUCUGAAGGUUAUAGAAUUUGAAGCAGCAUGGAGGUACAUAAUUCACCAUUUUGGAGUGGGUGAUCAUGAGUGGCUUCAAUCUUUGUAUGAAGACCGAUUUAGGUGGGCUCCAGUUUACUUGAAAGACACAUUUUUUGCCGGAAUGUCGGCCGCUCGUCCAGGUGAAACCUUGAGUCCAUUUUUUGAAAAAUACGUACACAAGCAAACUCCACUGAAAGAAUUUCUGGACAAGUACGAAUUGGCUCUACAGAAGAAGCACAAGGAAGAAGCGCUUGCGGAUAUCGAGUCAAGAAGCUCAAGUCCCCUGUUAAAAACAAAAUGUUCUUUUGAGCUGCAGCUUUCGAAAGUUUACACUAGUGACAUGUUCAAAAAAUUCCAGUUGGAAGUGGAGGAGAUGUAUUCUUGUUUUAGCACUACACAGUUGCACAUUGAUGGGCCAAUCAUAAUAUUCUUGGUCAAGGAGCGUGUCGUGGCAGAUGGGAAUCAGCGAGAGAUAAGAGAUUAUGAAGUUAUGUACAACAGAACAGCAGGUGAGGUUCGUUGUAUCUGCAGUUGCUUUAACUUCAAUGGGUAUCUAUGCCGGCAUGCUUUGUGCGUCCUCAAUUUUAAUGGGGUGGAGGAGAUCCCUUCUAAGUACAUUUUGUCACGAUGGAAAAAGGAUUACAAGCAUGGCUCCAGUAGUGUUGAUGUUAAUGACCGUAUGCAGUGGUUCAGUCAGUUGUAUUGAAGUGCCCUGCAAAUUGUAGAGGAAGGUGUGAUCUCUCUUGACCAUUACAAUGUAGCACUGCAAACAUUUGAAGAGUCUUUGAAAAGGGUUCAUGAGAUAGAAGAGAAGCAUGGACCUGAAAACUUGUAUGUUAAUGAUGUCGAGGCUUUUGUAAUUAUUAACUGUAGUGUCAUCACUCUGCUCUUCUUACGAUACAUACGAACUGGAAAUUUAAUGAGAAACACUACUAUGGAUGAAGAUUCUCUCAACACGGAUCCAGCGGGUGAUGAUGAUGCUGAUGGUUAUGAGAUUGAAGGAGACUGUGCAAUGACAGAGUUUGUAACUCAAACUGGAAUUAUACAAGGAGAGAAUCCUCUCCCUCCAUCGGCUGGAAUGGAGUUUGAUUCUUAUGAGGAUGUGUACUACUUCUACAAUUGCUACGCUAAGCAACAGGGUUUUGGGGUUAGAGUGAGCAAUACAUGGUAUAGAAAGACCAAGGAGAGAUAUAGAGGGAAGCUUAGCUGCAGUAGUGCAGGUUUCAAAAAGAAGAGUGAAGCUAAUCGCCCGAGGCCGGAGACUAGGACAGGUUGUCCAGCAAUGGUGAAGUUUAGGUUAAUGGAAUCCAACAGGUGGAGAAUUAUUGAAGUUGAGCUUGAGCACAAUCAUUUGAUCAGUCCAGCGAGUGGUAAAUUUUAUAAAUCCCACAAGAGCAUAGGUGGUGGAACAAAAAGAUCAUUGCAGUUGGAUAAUGCUGAAGAAGUACAAAAGAUCAGGCUGUUCCGAACAGUGAUUGUUGAUUCUGAGGGUAACAGAAGCAUAGAUGUUGACAAAGGAAGAUCUGGUGAUAAAGUGGACUACUCCAAUCAGCUGAAACUUAAAGAAGGAGAUGCCCAAGCUGUUCAGAAUUUCUUUUCUCGCUUGCAAUUGAUGGAUCCAGACUUCUUUUAUGUAGUGGAACUAAAUGAGAAAGGAUGCUUGAGAAAUUUGUUUUGGGCUGAUGCGAGGAGUAGAGUUGCUUACACUUAUUUCAGUGAUGUAGUUUCCAUUGACACUGCAUGCUUGGAGAACAAAUUUGAAGUUCCAUUAGUCUUGUUCAGUGGAGUUAAUCACCAUGGAAAAUCUGUGCUGCUGGGAUGUGGUUUACUUGCAAGUGGGACUAUUGAAUCCUAUACAUGGUUGUUUAGAGCUUGGCUUACAUGCAUAUUGGGACGUCCUCCACAAGCCAUCAUAACUGACCAAUGCAGAACGUUACAAAUUGCUAUUGCUGAUGUUUUUCCUAGAGCUUCUCACUGUCUUUGCUUGUCUCAAAUAAUGCACAAAGUUCCAGAAAAUUUAGGUGGACUAAUUGAGUAUGAAGCAAUUAAAGCAGCUUUUAUAAGAGCAGUUUACUUCUCUUUGAAGGUGGAGGAAUUUGAAGCAGCCUGGGAAAAUAUGAUCCAGCGUCAUGGAAUUAGGGAUCAUAAAUGGCUUCAAGCAUUAUUUGAGGAUCGAAAGCGGUGGGUUCCAGUAUAUUUGAAGGAUAUGUUUUUGGCAGGGAUGUUUCCUAUGCAACCAAAUGAGGUUCUCUCUUCAUUUUCUGAAGAAUUUCUGGUUAAAAGUACUCCUCUGAAAGAAUUUUUAGAUAAGUAUGAUCAAGCUCUGCAGACUCAUCAUCAGCUGGAAGCCUUGGCAGAUACGGAUUCAAGAAACUCAAGUUAUAUGUUCAAAUCAGGAAGUCAUUUUGAGUUGCAACUCUCGGAACUGUACACUAAUGACAUCUUAAGGAAGUUUGGGAAGGAGGUAGAGGGGAUGUACUCUUGUUUUAGCACAAGACAAAUAAAUGUUGAUGGGCCAGUCAUUACAUAUGCAGUGAAGGAUGAAAGUGAAGUUGAUGGUAAUAGGAGGGAACUGAGAGAAUAUGAAGUUUUGUAUAAUCCAUCUGAGACGGAGGUCCUUUGCGUCUGUGGUAUGUUCAACUUGAAAGGAUAUUUAUGCAGGCAUGCGCUCUCCAUCCUAAACCAUAAUGGGAUACAGGAGAUUCCAGCUCAAUACAUUCUUUCACGAUGGAGAAAAGAUGUCAAGCGCAGUUAUGUUUACGAUCACAGCUGCAGUGGCAUUGAUAUUAAUAACCCAGUUCACAGGUACGAUCAUCUGUAUAAAUGCAUCGUGCAGGUUGUGGAGGAAGGAAGGAAGUCACAAGACCGUUACAAGGUUGCAUUGCAGGAAUUAGAUGGGAUAAUGAACAAGCUUUGUAUUACUGAAGAUUGUGUCUUGUAGAGUUGUAGUUAUAGACAUUAUGAUUAAAAUGAAUGGUGUAUCAUAACACUGUAAGUCUGUAAUCUGCGUAGCUGAUAGUGUUCAAUAUAAUGCUUUUUUUUCUUUACUGUCA